Molecule: messenger RNA, 2706 nt
Organism: Meira miltonrushii
Lineage: Eukaryota; Fungi; Basidiomycota; Exobasidiomycetes; Exobasidiales; Brachybasidiaceae
Exons: 1
Coding region: 1-2706 (901 amino acids)
Source: RefSeq, a predicted model, not a curated record
AUGUAUCGCUCUAGCUCCUACCGUCGACCUCAAAGUCCAAGAGGUACACGUGAAGUACAUGAUGGCGAAAUUGUUGAAAACCCAAAUUCGUAUGGAAUGUUUGGAAGGUAUGAAGAUGCUCCUCAAGCCAUGGUUUCCAAUGAUCAAACCUAUCAAUCAUAUAGCUCUGGUCGACAUAAUUCCAUCACUUCUCAACGUCGUCCAAGUACACGUAUGACAACCAAUCCAAACAUUCGUCGUAUGCCAAGCGUUCGAGAAACGCAUUCAGCUUUCCAACAAAACAAUCAAGCAUGGGCCAACGAAGAGGUUGCACCAGAAGAUGAUCCAAAUUCUCCUCCUACACAUCCUCCUCAUAGCGGUCAUAGUCAUUUCCAUUUGCCAACUCGUCAUCAUCCAAGCGCUUCAGCAUCAACCGCUCGAACAGAGUACCAAGACACUGAAAGCUUUGGACAAGAAUACGUUCGAAAUGAAACGGAUCAACAACCUCAUCAAAACUAUACCUUCGGUCACACCUUGGAAAAGAUUGAAUCUGGAUAUACCGAUUCCAUCAGCACACUUAGACAAGGAGCAACAGGAAGAACAAGCCAGGUACGCAAUAGCGAUGAUACCCACACACCACUCGUUUCGUCACCACACGUGCACGAACCACAUGCUCACUUUGCAACUGCACCACAAUCACUUCAAGACCAAUCAAAUCAACGUCGUCCGAGUGAAGGCAACUAUCUCAACACUUUUGACGCCGUUCAUGGCAAUGACGGCCAUCUCGCUCAAAGCGGAGCUCAAAUCCCAAUCGGGUGGCAGCAUUUGUUUAAGCGACCUUUGAUCCGUCAAUGGGUGUUCCAGAACAAGGUAUACCAAGAAGUAGACGAUCGUUCUCCUUCCCAAUUCGAGUUGUUCUUUGAUUUGGUCAUGGUGGGCAUCAUUCAUAAACUGGCCGAUGGUGCAGCUGAAGCGCCAACAGGGCUGAAUGUAGCAAAAUUCGUCCUUUGCUUUUACCCUGCUUGGAGUGUUUGGUCUGACUUGCGUUCUUACAUGAACGUUUCCGGUACCGAUGAUGUCUGGCAACGGAUGUACACUUUGUUGGUGAUGUGUUUGCUCGUUGGUUAUGCCGCCAAUGCAACGGGAAUUCGAAUCGAAAAACAAGUGCAUGCAGGGGACGCCGACGAUGGACAAUUCCAUCAUGGUGUUACUGAAACCGUUCAAACCGAAGAGCAGGCGGUUUCACAUGCACGUAGAGCCAUUGUCUCUGCUGUUGGAGUCCUUGGGGCAAAUUUGGUCAAACGAUCAUCCGAUGGAGGCGAGCAUAUUCCACUCAAGCUUGUGCGUCAAAUCGGGUCGACCGAUUAUUGGUUUGCAGAAGGAUGGCACUCUGCCAUUGCUGCUGCUUUUGGUUUCUAUAUGGUUGCAAAAUGUUGUCGGUUGGCGCUUUUUAUCAUUUAUGGAAUGCUGUUACCAAAAUUUCGCAAAGCAUUAUUUCUGCAUGCAAUCUCGUUCUUGGUGAUCACCUUAAUCUACCUUCCAAUCAUGUUUCUUGACCGUCCAGGAUUGAUUGUGAUCCUGAUUUGCGUCGGUGUAGUCGCCGAAUUGGCGAUUCGAUAUGUCGUUGCUGCAUUAUUGCAGAUCAUGCACGGAAGAUCGAAACAUAAAGGACAUACAACGUACAUGCCAGCUUAUGCAAUCACCCAUCUCAUGGAAAGGACGACACUGUUCACCAUCCUGGUAUUGGGUGAGACUGUCAUGUCAAGUACAUUUAUAGCGCAACCAGACGAAUAUGGACCAAGACCUCAGUACUGGCGAGCGGCAUUAAGCAUCACGAUUGCCUUUAUGCUCAUGUGGCUUUACUUUGAUGUUGAUUCCUCGCGUACAUUCGUGCAUGGAUUGAGAAGGAAUUGGUUCACUUCCAUCACGUACACUCAUCUGCACUUCCCUCUUUGUGCUUCGCUUAUCUUGAUGUCUUCUACCUUAUCAACCAUGAUCCAUGAAGAGGCAGUCGAUCAGAACUUUUUGUGGUUCUUCUCGGCGAGUAUUUCCAUUGCGAUGUUGUGUAUGGCAAUCUUAGGCACACUGCACAAAUCUUUGGACCGUUGGGGCUCUUCGAUAGUACCCAAAUCAGCAAGGAUCGCUUCAAGGUUCAUCAUUGCUGCUAUUUUCGGUGUCAUGCCUCUUUUGCAUCACUGGACGAGCGCCGAGUUUCUAGGCGUGCAUGCAAUAAUUCUAGGAGCAGCCGUAGCAUUUGAGACGUUCGGCAAGAUUGGAGCCGUUGGAAGGGUAUACGAUCAUGCUAGGGCAGAAGAACUCCGUUUGCAACGUUUGGCGAUGCAUUCAUCCUCCCCUAUCACGGAGAAGAAUGGUGAAGGAGGAGAAUUCCCGAUGAACGAAUUGCAACACCAACAAUCUCGAGGUGAUCCAUCAAGGAUGCAAGAUCUGAUAAAAUCACCGAGCCAUGUUUCUUCAGGAAUGGGAGAAAAGCAUUCUCCUUUUGCUGGAAGCCAACGUCAUUUAAGCAUGAUGGUCGAUUCGAGUAUGCGAAGAUUGAAUAAGGAUAGCAUGGUCAAAGGUCCAAAUCGUCGUGCAAGUUGGCACGAAUAUGACGAUUUGACAGGUGACGAAAUGGGUGAAAUGGAUUGCGGUAUCGAGAGCGAGUUAGGUCAUCUUCGAUCCAAGGAAGUGGCUAGCGGACAGAGAUGGGCAUACGUAGCAUCGUAG